Messenger RNA from Phasianus colchicus (ring-necked pheasant), 2569 nucleotides. RefSeq names its product thrombomodulin (gene THBD). Lineage: Eukaryota; Metazoa; Chordata; Aves; Galliformes; Phasianidae. Gene Ontology annotation, cellular component: membrane. Gene Ontology annotation, molecular function: transmembrane signaling receptor activity; calcium ion binding. The record is from RefSeq and is a predicted model, not a curated record.
CUCUAUAAAGCUGCCGCCCCGGUCGGCGGUAUGACAGAGAUUCGCCGCGCCGGCCGCCCGCCAUGCGGCGGCUCCCGCUGCCGCUGCUGCUGGCCGGACUGGUGCUGGGGUUGGGACUGGGACUCGGCGAGCCGGAGCCGCCCGCCCCGUCGGGGGCGCAGUGCCUGGAGCACGACUGCUUCGCCGUCUUCUGGAAGCCGGGGCCCUUCGCGGCGGCCAGCGCGGCCUGCCAGCGGCACGGCGGCCACCUGAUGACCGUGCGCUCCACGGUGGCCGAGGAUGCGAUCGGGCUGCUGCUGCGGAACCGCGACGGAAAGCUGUGGCUGGGGCUGCGGCUGCCCACCCUGUGCACCGAGCCGGCGCGGCGGCUGCGCGGCUUCCAGUGGGUGACCGGCGACACCCGCACCGACUACGACAACUGGGCGCCGUCGGGGCGGCGUUGCGGGCAGCUGUGCGUGGCGGUGUCCCGGGAGCUGAGCUGGGAGGAGCGGAGCUGCGAGGAGCCGGCCGACGGCUUCCUCUGCGAGUACAACUACCCCGACAGCUGCCCGCGCCUGCCGCUCGCCGACGGGGCGUCCCUCGCCUACCGCACCCCCUUCGGCGCCACCGGCGGCGACUUUAUGGCCCUGCCUCCCGGCUCCACCGCGGUCGUCUCGCCGAUGGGGCUCCAGCUGCUCUGCGAGGCCGCGGCCUCCAGCGGGAGAACGCGCUGGGGCCGUUCCGAGCCGGGAGCCUGGCAGUGCCUCCUGGCUAACGGCGGCUGCGAGGGAAGCUGCGAGGAGUUCGGCGGGGCUCCGCGCUGCGUCUGCCCGGCCGGCAAGAAGCUCGGCCCCGACGGGCGCGGCUGCCUGUCGCCGUGCGCCAGUGCUCCCUGCGAUCACCACUGCGUUCCCGACGGAGAGAGCUUCCACUGCAUGUGUGCCGAGGGCUACCAGCUGGGCCCCGACGGCAGCAGCUGCCAGGACGUGGACGACUGCGUCCGGGUGCCGGAGGUGUGCGAGCAGGUCUGCCACAACACCGAGGGCGGCUUCGAGUGUCGCUGCCAUCGUGGCUACGAGAUGGUGGAAGGGCACUGCAUGCCCGUCCCCAACUGCAGCACUGGGCCCUGCGACCACAUCUGUGAGGACGUGCCUGGCAGUUACCAGUGCAGCUGUCACAACGGCUACGUUGUCGACCCGAAGAAUCCCACCCAGUGCGUGCGGCAGUGCGAGGACGGCAGAUGCCUGGCCGAGUGUGACUUCAGCAACCUCUCCUGCUUUUGCCCUGAAGGCUUUGUGACGGACCACCUGCCCGACGGUGUCACGCUCUGCGUUGACAUUGAUGAGUGCGAGAAUAAUUACUGCGAGCACAACUGCACCAACACGCUCGGCAGCUACGUGUGCCACUGCCAGCCCGGCUACGUGCCCUUUGACAUCAACCACUGCAAACCCAUCUCACCAGACGACAACGUGGAUGAGUACUCAGGAGAUUCUGGCCCCUCCCCGCCCAUCCCCAGCCACAUCCCACCCAAAGCAGAGCACCUGCAUCCCGGGGCGCUGGUGGGCAUCACGAUGGGUGUGCUGUGCACGGCGCUGGUGCUGCUUGCCGUCGGCUACCACCUGGCGAGGAAACGCUGCCAUCCCCCCAGCUCGAUGGAGUACAAGUAUGGCAGCCCCCGUGAGAAGGAGAUGGGGCUCCAGCAGGUGUCUGCCAGCCAGAAAGUGUAGGGAGCCUGGCAGCGAGCAGGACGCGGAUGGAACUGGGUAACGUUUGGUUGUAACCCCCCUGGUUUUGUAAAGAGAAAGUGAGGAAAGCAAUUCAUUGCUUCGGCUUCUCGUGUUGCCUGCCCUGCCUGUUGCAUACGGACCUGUGGCAGCAGAGCUCUCAGAUUGCCAGCAAUGCAGGGACCCCACAGAGCAUCACCACGGGGGGGCUAAAGUGCUGAUUUCUCUCCCCUCCCACCACUUGGGGACUGUUUGGGGGUGAAAUGGGUAUUCCAAGAGCACUGGGGUCAUUUUGUAGGAAGGGCAUUUUCAGUGCUGGUGACACUGUGCCUUUUUGCUCUCAUGUUUUUUCUUUUUUUUUUUUUUUUCCUUUUUAAUUUUUCAUCCACGGCUGAGUUUAAUUUGUGUGGAAGUUGAUGGCAAAACUUCCUGGUGAUGUUUGUGUUCCAGACCUUGCUGCCUGCUUUGCAGGUGCAGCCUGGAGGAUAAAUGGGGGGUUGGGGGCGGGGGGGGUGCAGAAAGAGUUGGAAUGGGGGAGAUCCCUGAAACAGCCCCCGGGGUUGUCAGUGCUGGCCCGAGCAGGCAGCCUCAGUGCCAAGCUUUCUGGAUGGGAUGUUGGGCUCAGAGCUGGGGGAUAUCUGUGCCCCUCAGGCACUGAGCAAUGCAGCAGGCCCUGAGAUGAACGCCAGCUCCAUGCUGCCCCAGUUGUCUCUUUCCUCAUGUAAAUUGUUGAACCCACUGUUUUAUACACCCAGCACAUGUGUAAAUACUUAUUUAUUUGUUGGAAAUAUACCCUACGCCACGCGCAAUCACCUCGUGAUGUUGUGUGCAGACCAAUAAAGCUUUUACCGUCUGAUUUAUAGAAA